AUGAAGACCGGUGCUGCUCUCGUCUUGCUGGCUGGCCUGGCCGCCGCCUACCCAGGCGAAGUCCUGCGCAAACGUGCCCUUGCGCCGCGUGAAGGCUGUCCCGCCGAACUCACGGCCGGCCAGUUCGAGUUCCCCCACUACAUCACGCAGAUCUCCAAGUCUCAGCCCGACAAGGCUUUCGGGCCCCAACUCAACGGCGUCUUCACCCCCAAUGACAUCGCCUCCAUCUUCAGCUUCGACGUGCCCGCCUCUCGCGCCGACGCCAACUGCACGCUCGAGUUCAUCUUCCCGCUCAAGUCCCAGCUCAAGACGUCCAACUUCGACUACGAGGGUGGUGGCUCGUUCUUCUUCACGGGCUACAACCCAGGCAGCUGCCCGGGCCCAGAGACGACGUACAACAACCAGCCUGCUCCAGGUCCAUUCCCUCCGUUCCCGCCCAUUCACAUGGAACCGGGAAAUGCCUACACCAUCGACGUGGGCCCUUGCUUCGUGGGCGCGGGAACCUGCGUCGCCGGGAUGACCUCGACAAACGACACCAACUUCUGGUUCUUCCAGGACCAAGAUGAGUGCCCCAUCGGCAUCUACACUGCCUACUCAUACGGUCUGCCGCCGUUGGCCAACCCGCCCGACGCAUAA
Messenger RNA from Fonsecaea multimorphosa CBS 102226, 636 nucleotides. RefSeq lists its product as uncharacterized. The record is from RefSeq and is a predicted model, not a curated record. Lineage: Eukaryota; Fungi; Ascomycota; Eurotiomycetes; Chaetothyriales; Herpotrichiellaceae. The transcript has a single exon. The coding region runs from base 1 to 636 and encodes 211 amino acids.